Messenger RNA from Endocarpon pusillum Z07020, 2349 nucleotides. RefSeq lists its product as uncharacterized. The record is from RefSeq and is a predicted model, not a curated record. Bases 1 to 2349 code for a protein of 782 amino acids. NCBI's taxonomy places the organism in Eukaryota, Fungi, Ascomycota, Eurotiomycetes, Verrucariales, Verrucariaceae. Gene Ontology annotation, molecular function: zinc ion binding. Gene Ontology annotation, cellular component: cytoplasm. The transcript is spliced from 4 exons.
AUGAGAUGGGCAGCAUAUGCUGGGGUCUCGACGACCCUGGCUGCAGGAGUUCUGGUCAAGGCGCUCAGUGAACGACCAAACUUCUACUCGGCCGCCGUUUAUCUAGCGCAGAGCACUGCUAAUUUAAUGAUUCUGACGAACUUCAUCUUCCUCUGUGCCUGCGUUAUACUACUUGGACUUCAAAAACUCUUAUACGGACCACUUCGGCCAAUCGAGAUAGAGCAGCUGUACGAACGAGGAUGGCUGUUUGUAACGGAGACAUGUCUUUCCAUGACUAUAUUCCGAGGGUCAUUCGGCGCCUGGUUCAUGGUCAUGUUCUUCAGUUUGCUGACAGGCAAGGUAUGGGGCUGGAUUGGCGAAGGUCGAGUAGAGAUCUUGGAACAACAACCUCCCGCAAACCCCCGGCUAUUCCAUACCCGACUAGCCAUAUCGCUCUCACUGUCCGUUCUCUUUGCUACAUACAUGCUAGAAUUCUCCAUCAGGACCGUCCUUGCCCAGGCCAAGCCGGACAUGAUGGUUAUGUUUGGCUUCGAAUUUGCCAUCCUUAGCAUUUUGUCCAUUUCUACUGCUGCGCGCUACGCGAUAUGCCUCGCGGAGAUCUACAUAGUGGGAAAGCAAAAGACUGCGAGACUGAAUGAGGUGCGCGCAGAGCGGGUUGCUGCCAACGAGGCAGCUAAUACGGCAGGACAGGGGAUAUCUUCAAACACGACCGCUGAGCCAACACCCGCCAUCGACAUUGAUGAAGCUGACCUUGAGGUUGAGGGUUGGGAUGGUAAAGGGCGAUGGAUCUUUUACCUUGACCUUGUGACAGAUUUUCUCAAACUGACCGUAUAUGUCGCGUUUUUCUCAGUCCUCUUGGGUUUUUACGGCUUGCCACUGCACAUAAUGCGUGACCUGUUUCUCAGCUUCCGCUCAUUUUUCAAACGCGUUGCCGAUUUUGUCCGUUAUCGUAACGCUACGCGAGACAUGCACGUUAGGUAUCCAGAUGCCACUCCAGACGAGGUGGGCAGAGAGGACGUCUGCAUUAUUUGCCGAGAGGAGAUGCGGCCCGUCGCUCAAGCUGUUGACGCCAAUGCACCACGACAGAGGACGAAUCCAGUCGCAGAGCGAAUGCGCCCUAAAAAGCUACCGUGUGGUCAUAUCCUUCACUUCUCCUGUCUCCGCAGCUGGCUAGAAAGGCAGCAGAACUGUCCUACGUGUAGACGCCCAGUCGUUGUGGCUCAGCGAACCCAAGGGGCAGCAGCCAAUCGUCCUGCUUUGCCAGACAAUGCAGCUGGGGAACCUGGAGGGGCGGCUCAUCCCGGAAAUGCCCCAGAACAAGCAGCCCGGAACAGAGCAAGGGUUAUCAAUUUUGGACCGCUUCGGAUUGGAUUUGGUGCUGGUGGCGGAAAUCUUAUUGACGACCUUGCUCAACAAAUUCACAAUGGAGAGCAAAGGCCUCCAGCAGAACAGCCAGUCAAUGUAGGUGGCCGACAACAAUUUGGAUUUGGUUUCGGCUUCGGCCGACGACCAAAUACACACAACCCAACACAAACACAGACGCAGACACCGACCCCAACGGCACCCAUACAAUCUCAGUUGGAUCAGAUUGAGCGCAGCCUUCAGCAACAAAUCAACAGCCUGAGAAUGGCGAGCAAUGAAUUGCAUCUAGUGCGGAUGCUUAAUAUGGAGCUUCUCAGGCUGCGAAAUUUGCAAGCAAAUACUGGUCACGUUGAAGCAGCGGUCCCGCAAUUACCACACGUGGCUUCCGCGCCAUUACCGCCUUUAGGUCAAAAUCACUUCCCAUCCACGGGACAUCAACCACCACCGACAAUGCUUUCGAGUCAGACCCAGCAGCCCUUGUCGGUUGAUAAUCAUACUUUGCCAGAAGGAGUAACGUUGCCACCAGGCUGGACUCUUAUGCCACUCCGGCGUUAUGAAGGACCGAACAGAACCGCUCCCAACGACAAUGGCGCCACAACAGCUCAACCUGACACCGCCAGUGUCCCCCUGUCAGCCCAAGCCACCCAGCUUCCUUCGCAAACUCAUUCAGCUCCUGCCUUUGUAGAACCUUCUACGCAAAGGUCACCACCACCACUACCACCAUCCAAUGGAACACCUCAUGAAUCACCUGCAGCGUAUCAAGGUAAUCCGUCUCAAGCAGGUCCAGAUUUACCUUCUUGGGGCUCUGCUCCCCUACAGGUUAAUGGCCAACACGUGCGCGAGCCAACAAGGGCGGGUUAUCGAGCUAGAAACGGUCAAGCAAACACAGAAGUAGGGACGAGUGCAGCUGAUGUAGCCGAAGCAACCACAGAUAAGGACAAAAGCAAAGCAGCAACCGUGGAGGAUCUGGUUGACGAUGUAGAUUAG